Messenger RNA from Meriones unguiculatus (Mongolian gerbil), 725 nucleotides. RefSeq names its product lipocalin 6 (gene Lcn6). NCBI's taxonomy places the organism in Eukaryota, Metazoa, Chordata, Mammalia, Rodentia, Muridae. Gene Ontology annotation, molecular function: small molecule binding. The record is from RefSeq and is a predicted model, not a curated record. The transcript is spliced from 7 exons. The coding region runs from base 30 to 575 and encodes 181 amino acids.
UCCCGUGGUGUGCCUGGAGCUCCGGGAGAAUGAAGGCGAUGCUUCCGACUGCUGCUCUUCUUGUGUUGGUCUCUGUGCCCUGGGUGAAGGCAGUGUGGUUGGGAAGACUGGACCCUAAGCAGCUCCUCGGGCCCUGGUACAUCCUGGCUGCGGCCUCACGUGCAAAGAACUUCAUGGUGGAGAAGGACAUGAAGAACGUGGAAGGGGUCAUGGUGUCUCUUACUUCAGAUAACAAACUGAGAGUUCAAUCCUCCCGGCACGGGCCAGAUGGGUGUAGCCAGAGCACCGUGGAGCUGCUGAAGCAAGGUUCCCGAUGGGUGUUUGAAAAUCCCUCUCUGGGUGUACUGGAUUAUCGAGUACUGGGCACAAACUUCAAGGACUACGCUGUUAUCUUCACACAGCUGGAAUUUGGGGAUGAGGCCUUCAACACAGUGGAGUUGUAUAGUCGGACAGAGAUGGCCAGCCGCGAGGCCAUGCAGCUGUUCACCAAAUGGAGCCAGGGCCUGGGCUUCUUGUCCCAACAGCAGGCCCAGCUACAGAAGGACCUCACUUGUGCAAAGAAGAUUCUCCAGUGAGUGCCCCACUCUGGAGAUAAGCACCACAGCAUCCUGGCGUCCUGGUGGCGGUGGGCAGGCGGUGUCUGCUCGGUGGCUGGUGUACUGUUGCAGGUUAGCUGCUCCCCUAGGCUCUUGCUUAGGUUGAAAAUAAAGUGAUUUCACAAGUAA